Messenger RNA from Danio aesculapii, 6731 nucleotides. It is a transcript of the gene plekhg3, whose product is annotated as pleckstrin homology domain-containing family G member 3. The transcript has 19 exons. Gene Ontology annotation, molecular function: guanyl-nucleotide exchange factor activity. NCBI's taxonomy places the organism in Eukaryota, Metazoa, Chordata, Actinopteri, Cypriniformes, Danionidae. Bases 187 to 4608 code for a protein of 1473 amino acids. The record is from RefSeq and is a predicted model, not a curated record.
AUCUGUCAUCCUUGAAGCUACAAGCAACAAACGGAGGAGUUUGUUACAACCUUUUCAGUGUGUUUCCUGUGGCAUUCCAGCACUUUUUGCAUGCCAAAGACAUAAAUGCAACUUUUUCACGGACUGUCCGUUUGACGUAUUUCGAGGAAUUUUAAAAUAUCCAUAUUGGUGUGAGGGCUCAGUGCCAUGCCAGAGAAAUCUCAAAGCAUGGCCCAUGACGUCCCAGUGGGUGAAGAAUCACCUCGAUUGUCCAUCGCCUCACUUGGCAGUAAUGACCGCUCUUCCAUUACUACGCUGUCUGAUUGCUCUGACUUCACAGACGUCCAGAGGCCCGUAAGCGUAGUCUCCAACAUAUCAUCUGGCUCCAAUUCCUCUCGGGAUGACAUUCCCUUGUCAGGCGUUGUGUCCACUGCUGUACCAAUCGAAGACAAUGUGGAUCUAGAGCUGACUCCUGCUGCCAAUCCGACUGAACCUAAUCUUACCCAAACAUCCAGUCACUUCCUCCAGCAAAACAGCAGCAACACUGUUAACAACAAUAGCAGUUUCUCUCCAUUUGCUGCCAACACCAUGGCACCCAACCCUGAGCUCACCUACUUGGACCGCGUGGUUAUGGAGAUCAUUGAGACCGAACGGAUGUAUGUGAGAGAUCUGCGGAGUAUUGUAGAGGACUACCUUGCUCAUAUUAUAGAUACAGGAGAUCUUCCAAUCAAGCCAGAACAGGUGUGUGCCCUAUUUGGAAACAUAGAAGACAUCUAUGAAUUUAACAGUGAGCUGCUUCAGUCACUGGACAUGUGUGACAGUGAUCCUGUGGCCAUUGCCAGAUGCUUUGUGAUUAAGAGUGAAUAUUUUGACAUCUACACACAGUAUUGUACCAACUACCCAAACUCUGUGGCUGCUCUAACAGACUGCAUGAGAAACAAAACUCUUGCUAAAUUCUUCAGGGAGAGGCAAGCUAUUCUAAAGCGAUCGCUGCCUUUGGGAUCUUACCUUCUCAAGCCAGUCCAGAGGAUCCUCAAAUAUCAUCUGUUACUUCAGGAGAUUGCCAAACAUUUUGAUCCACAGGAGAAUGGAUACGAGGUGGUGGAGGAGGCCAUAUACACCAUGACUGGUGUUGCAUGGUAUAUAAAUGACAUGAAGAGAAAACAUGAGCAUGCAGUCCGUCUUCAGGAGGUCCAGUCUCUGCUUAUAAACUGGAAAGGGCCUGACCUGACUACAUAUGGAGAACUGGUUCUGGAGGGCUCUUUUCGCAUCCAUCGUGCAAAGAAUGAGCGCACACUCUUUCUCUUUGAUCGCAUGCUCCUCAUCACCAAACGAAGAGGAGAACAUUAUGUCUACAAGACCCACAUAUCGUGCUCGACACUGAUGUUGAUUGAGAGCGCCAAGGAUUCGCUAUGCUUUAGUGUUACUCAUUACAAGCAUCCCAAACAGCCACAUACUGUCCAGGCUAGGACAUUGGAGGAGAAGAAAUUAUGGGCUCAUCAUAUUAAACGGCUCAUUAUAGAAAACCAUCAGGCUGUGAUACCACAAAAGGCAAAGGAAGCCAUUUUAGAGAUGGAUUCAAUUUACAAAAAGUAUAGGUACAGCCCUGAAAGACUCAAAAAGUCUGUGUCCUGCCAGUCAGAGGAAUUUUCCAACUUUAGACAAGGCCUGAAACAGUCAGAAGCAUCUAAAGAAGUUUUAAAGAGCACUAAAGCAAUACAGAAGCAUUCUGAUAUUGAGGCACCGAUGGAGGCUGACAAAUGGCCUCUACAGGCCUCUGAUAGUGUAAGCUCUGUUGAUCUUGGCUUAUGUGAGUCUUCAGCUGAAGAGACCGAUGCACAAGAAGAAUACUCUCUCAAAGCCUUCAUUCCCAGUGAUAAUGAGGAGCCAGUUCAUAUCUUGACAUCUGUGAAGGGCAGAUUGAUACAAGAGGAUGGAGAUGAAGCAGAAGUGGGAGAAAGUGACUCCGACAAUAUUCUAAUGGAGGACAACCAGGUAGCUGACUUUGCCAGUUCCAUGUUGGCUGCCAUUUCCUGCUGGCACUAUAGAGCCAGAGCUUUGCUUUCCAUGGACUUCGCAAUGGAAGAAGAGGAGUGUGCAUUCCCUGAGAAUAAUUUAAAAAAAGAAAACAGACCAUCAGUUGAACAUGUCAAAGCAGGUCUGAAGGAUGAAAAAUGCAUCUCUGAACAGGACAAAUCACAAAAUCUGAAAAUGACCUCAUGCUGGGGUACCACUGACAAAAUAAAGCAAGACACCUUUUGUGAUCCAGAGCCCAUAGAUGUACAUCAACAUGUCCUAGAUAUUCGGGAGAUGGAGUCUGCAAUAGACCAAGAUGAUCAGAAAGGUACCAAAGAAGAGACAGAGGCGGGCAAGUCUUUGUUACAUCAAAAUGACACACCUGGUGAAUCCUCAGAGGAUGAAGAAGACACAGAAGAAAAACCAGGCUCGACCAGCAUCCUACCAUCAUCUGUGCUUGAUAAGGCCAGCGCCAUUGCUGAACAUUUUGUCUGUACUGCGAGGCGUAUUAGCAUCAGCACAGAUGAUGCACGCUCCCCCAGUUGCCCAUCACCACAUCUUCCCAGCAGGACAGGCAGUACUCUAAGUCUUAGAGAUUCUCUUGAACAUCAACAUCGCCUGACUAGCACCUACUCUGAUUCAUGUGGAAGUCCUUUGACCCAGGAAAAUCUUGCAUCCGUAGAGUUCACGAUUGGGUCAUCAGUAGAAGAUGGUCUUUUUGACUGUGAUAGAAGCAUCUACAGAAGAAGGGAUUCGGUGCUAUCCACACAAGAUCAACUACUCAUUAACAAGAUCAGGAGUUACUAUGAGAAUGCUGAACACCAGGAUGCUACAUUCAGCUUGAAGCGCAGAGAGAGCCUUAGUUACAUUCCAAGUGGGCUUGUUAGAAAUUCCGUUAGUCGUUUCAACAGCAUUCCUAAAGAUAAAGGGCUUGCCCUAGAAACAACAAUCAAAGCAUUUGAACCUGAUAAAGAUUGUACUUCAUCCAUGCCAUCUCUUUUGGACACCCCAGCUCUAUCAGAAGCCACUGUGAGUGCAAAUUCAUCCCAUCACGAACAACCUGUUGUCAGUGCUUCCACAAGUCACACAGGGUUCGAUGUAGAUGGUUCUGUGAAACCUCAGUCUACCUAUAUUCAAGCUGAGAGUGAGCAGAAAGAGGUUUUCCAUCCCUCCUCUGAGAUGAUCAAAGUAUGGCAAGAUAUGGAAAGAGAGGUCACUAGAUAUCAAGGAGACCUUAAAGCACUGGUGCCCAGAGGAAAUCCUUAUUUUAAAGGGAUCUCUCCCAACCUUAUCAGGAGGGAUCCAAACCAGAAUAAAAAGACAGAAGCCAAAGGUAACAAUGGACCGACUGCAUUUGAAGAUUCAGAUUUGAGCACUAUCAGGGAGGAGUUCUUCACACCAUCACCGUUAAUAGAGAAAGAAAACAGUGAAGCCAUUAGUAAGAGUGAUGCCAUCAGACAAAAACAAUGGCAGAAUGAAGGUAGACCCCUUAGCGCUCUAGCCCCCCGAGUUAUCCAGUUAAGAGCAGAAUAUGAAUAUGAGAAAGGCACAGGAGCGCAGCCAGCUGAAGAUGGAGAUUCAGCCCAAAACAAGGUUUUAAAUCUUGCAAGGAAAUACAGUCAGCGCAUUAAGUGCACUCAACCUACGCUGAAACAGAGGAGUCAGGAGUCAGGAGAAACAUGGUUGACCAAGAGGAACAUGCUGUCAGUGGUAGAUGAAAAGCCAGAGGAGGUCAAAGGUAAACCAGACUUAAUGCCGUCCAUUGCUCCAUAUGAUCAGGCUGAUUGUGACAGAGACCAGGGGGCACAGCUUAUGCCUCUCAGCCCAUCUCACAGUCCUACACCACCCGAGAAGUUCAACUGGCCAGAUGUCCGGGAGCUUCGCUCAAAAUAUGCACACCUAGACAACUUGUCUUCUCAGCCAGCAGCUGGCCAAAAUCAGUCUGCGGCGGAGAGGAUGUUUGACCGCAGUUCUACAUGUACAAGACGUUCUAGCUGCUCUUCCAGCCGCUUAGUCACUUCUAAUGGCUCCUUGGAUUAUUCGUUUCAAACGUUCUACCCUGGAAAGGAUACAGAACAAUUCCCAACUCGGACACAGCGUGCUGGCUCUCUUGACCAAAAAUUGGGUAGUUUGUACUUAAGAGAUUUGCAUAUUCUUCAGAAUACAAAUGUCAGCAGUGGCAGCUACUAUGUCUCUGCUCAAGCUACACUCCCCAAUGAGAAGAAUAUAAUUGUGAUUGAGAAGGUUCCCGAGGUUCCACCAGCAGAGGAGAUCGACCUAUCUACAAAAGAGUGCAAGAAACAGGAAACAAUAGAUGAUGGCUAUGUCCAAAUCCGUUCACCGACUUCUCACGAGAAGAUCUCAAUCAUGGCUGUCAUCGACCGCUGUCGAGCAUAUCAGGACUCAGAUGAAUACCGUCAAAGGGAAGAGGGUGGAUGUAAGACAGAAAAGUUGCCUAAGACUGAGUGUUGCAAAAAAGUAGAGAAACCCUCAUCCUGUAGUGAACAUUCAGAUGAUACUGUUAAAGAUGCACUGGGUUCUGGAAAAAAGGCUGAUUCUAGUCAGCACAGCGUUGUUAAGAAUCUUAGAGACAAAUUUCAAAACAUAAGAUAAAAUGUGUUGUUUCAAAGCAUCUCCAUUUUACUUUUCAGUUUGCGAAAGACUUGUGCAAUACUAUUGAUUCAUUAAUAUAUUUCUUUAUGCCCUCACCACUGAAGCUAUAUUCAUCAGCAGUUAAAUCCUUUUGCAAAUGUAAAUCCCUCAAAAGUAAUACCCAUUACAUUUCGCAUGCUGUUUAACAGGUAUUUGACCACUGAUUGAUUCUUGUUGACUGCUGAAAUUGAGACCCUUCUGAUUUUUUUAAUGGUCUGAAUGCCAGGCACAGUGUAAAUAUUGCUGUACAGUUCAAAUCAAUUGUUGUAUCAUUGAUUGUAGAUAUACAUGUUUGAUUUUCUUAAUAUUUACAUUAUGGGAAUUGUAUUUUAUAGUUUAUGUAACAAUUAAGUUAAAGUUUCUCUUGCCAGAGUAUAUCUAUACUAUAAUGUAGGAGCAGUGUGGUUCCAGUCUAGAUUCUAAAUGGAACAGACCAAUGAGUUUUUAAAUAGACAAACACAUCAACAAAUGCGGUUCUUUUUUGGAAUUUUAGCCCUAUGCUGCAUCCCAAUUCGCAUACUAUCCAUCCUAAAUAGUAUUCAAAAAUAGAAUUAGUAUGUCCCAAACCAUAGUAUGUUGAAUAGAGUAUGCCAAAGGUUCCCGGAUGGUCUACUAUUCCAGUAACAUUUUUUGAAGUGUAGAAACGUCCAUACUCUAACCGCUAAUGUCGUCCACAAUACAUUGCAUGUUGGACAUGAAUUUGAUUAGAACUACAAACGUGGGUUAGAAGUGUAAACGAACUACAAACAUGGUGAACACGCAAGACCAACCGUCAAGUAGAGAAGCUUCGGUAAAGAUAUUUAAAUGACUAUUAAUUACUCUCUAGCCAACUGGAACAUAUUUAAACUGCGUUUUCCUUGUUAUAAUUCAUCUGCAACAACAAUGUGGACUUAUAUCAAGAUAUGUUUGGACAUUAACUUCUGAUUGCAUAAUUAUCCAAAGAGCUGAGGAGAUUUCUCUGCAUGAAAGACUGGCGAGUGGCAGAUUAUCCUGCUUCUGCUACUCCAAUAAGGUAGCGAAUUAAAUAUGAACGAAAUGUGGGUGAUGUGUCGAGAUGAUUUACAGGGGGAUGUAACUAAACCACAUAACAAUCUGUUAACAAGGAAGUAGUACGUCCCAAAGCUUGCAUACUCUUCUGUUACACACUCAAAAGUACACACUUUUAGGGCAUAGUAUAAGUAUGUGAAUUGGGACGCAGCACUAGUCUUUCAAAAAUGCAUUUAAAAAGCUACCUUUAUGCCAGAACCUAGAACCUAAUAAAAACAUUAGACAUCAUGUGUUGUUAUUGAGCAUGAAAGUUUCAGUCAUAGUUUAAGGUUACCACAUGACAUUGUUAUCAUGCUUGGUACAUCUAACAUCAGAGGCCUGUUUCACAAAAAUGAGUUGAACAAAUUCUGCUGCAGAGUAAGUUUUGGGUUGACAGCUUAACCUGAUCUUAACCAGGUUGGAUUUUGUUUCACAACACUCCAAAUAAGUGUUCUCUGUCAACGCAGACUGGAACUGUGAUGCGAGCAGCAAACAGCCAAUCACACAAUACAUCGGAGGGUGAGUUUGAGUCAUUUCUCUCUAGAUAGUCAGCAAUUAAUGUCUGUUGAAUAUUUAGAGGUAUCAUUAUCAAAAAUAUAAUGAACUUAAACACAUUUAUAAGGCAGAAAUAAGACACUUGGGGCCUGGGGGUGGCUUUGAUGCAUCCCAUAUGUCACUUUAUUUGCAGCUGAUACAGUUUGCGAUCUCCCAGAAUAAAACCUGCUCCGGCUUUGUGCAAGAGGACUCAGAUUUGGGUAACAUUCACCUUAUUAAAAUUUGUGUUUAUUUAUUUUUAUCUUAAGUACUGUUGCUUUGGCUGGCCGUGAUCAAUGCUAGUACGCUAGUCAUUGUGGGGAAAAAAAAAGACUUUGACAAUAAUUUCCCUUUAAGUGUUCUGUGGGCCUCCAGUGCAAAGGGGUGAUCGUACAGCAAAAUGUUGUAUUUUCAUACCCAGACCAUGUAUGAUUCCUUUCAGCUAUGUUUUAAUCAAAUUAAUGCUAUUGUUCCAUACAAUACUUUGAUAUUCGAAGACUGUAAAUAAAUAUAAGAGAACUGCG